Molecule: messenger RNA, 7121 nt
Organism: Gambusia affinis (western mosquitofish)
Lineage: Eukaryota; Metazoa; Chordata; Actinopteri; Cyprinodontiformes; Poeciliidae
Product: interferon-induced very large GTPase 1-like
Exons: 11
Coding region: 177-6131 (1984 amino acids)
Molecular function (GO): GTP binding
Source: RefSeq, a predicted model, not a curated record
CAGUCUAAAAGGAAAUCAGUACACGUAAUGCUGUGACAACAAAGAUUCACUAAGCCAGUAAAACAGAAACAAGGAGAGGGCCCUGCGGAGACGACGAGAGACAGUGUCUGAGUCUUCAAGGAAGGCUACAUCGACUGUGUCGUCCAGAGAGCCAAAACAACCAGUGAAACGUCGGCAUGGCAACCAACAAUCCACGGAAAGCACUGAUAUUCAAGAUACAGAAAAAACUUUGUACAUUGACUACAGAGCAGCUGCAGACAGUUCUGUCUUUGACUGAUGAUGGAAGUGCCAUUCAUGUUUAUGAUUUAAGUGAACCAGAACUGUAUGAUUUGAUUGUUGACUUUGUUAAAAGUGAGAAACUGAGAGAGUUGGAGGAUGAAGGCAUGUCUCAGCUCCUCCUUUUGGAUGAACUGAUUAGUAACCUGCUCGCCACUGACAACCAACCACCAACAGCAAGUGAAACUGUAAUGAAUGACUGCGAUACUCAACAUGCAGAAAGGAGAGACAAAAAUGUACAAGAGGAGACUGAAAACAUUUCUGGAUCACCACCAAGAAAUGAAGUGACUCCUCAACUUACACUUGUGUUAAUUGGGAACAAAAAUUCCAUUGAGAUUGGAUCAAAAAACAUCUUACUGGACCAUGACCAGGAGAUACAUGAGAAAGAGUUUUCAUCAAGACUGUAUGACCUAUUGGGUCGUCAGAUCUUUGUAAUUAAUAUGCUUGGAUUUCCAAAUAUUGACACGAUUCCAGAGAUUCCAGAAGAUUGUGUCUUUAUCUUGCUGGUAUCAAAUGACCAGCAUGAAAACCAGUAUACUUCUGGAAUGCAGUGGUUAGAAAAAACACUGGGAAAGGAGCUCAGCUCUUAUGUGAUGACAGUUGUGACUCAUGAUGACUCAGAAGAAAUUUGUGAAAAUGAACUUCAGAAGCUGAAAGCAAAGAGCAGUUUUUCUGAAAAAAGAUAUCAUACAUGUGCAAGAAGUAUGAUGGAUGAAAAUGAGAUAGUGGCUCUUUUAGAAAAAAUAAAUGACAUGGUCUCUGAAAAUAGACGGAUGAGUGGAGGAAACCAAGCCAACCCUGAUGAAAGGUUAAAGACAGUCACUGACCUUCCAGAAGAACGACCAUCUCCGCAGCAAUCCAUCAUCACUGCAGUAACAAAACAAAGAAAGGACGGUGGACAUGACUUGAAGGCAACUUUCAGUGAGGAAAACUCAGAGACGAAUGAAGGCAACAAGAAAGGACAAAAGAAGAGAAAAACUGAAAUUAGAGAGAAUGUUGGUGGUAAGGGCCAAGAGAUUUGUGAAAAAAAAGGAGCAGGAAAGUCUGAAAUCAACGUGGUUUCAUGUGAGCUAUGCCAGGAAAGUAACCUUUUACGACAACAGCAAUCCACACAACUACCCACUAACACUGGUGCCUUUAAUGUGGAUGCAAGAACAGAAAAGCCUACUUCAAAGACUUUUGAGGAGAGCCAAAAGAAACAUCAAAAAGAAACUGAAAAACUACUCAGAAGACUUCACCUCCAGGACCAACAUCAACACAUGCUGUCAUCAGAAGACUUUGUACAAAUACGUCCACCUAUAAAAAAGACUAAUGAGAUCUUUGAGAGAGAUCUAGUUAGUGCUUUUCUUCAGACGUUAAUGAUGUUAGAUUAUAGAGCCAGAUACAUCCCUGUUCAGCAAGAAAGCUCUGAUGUUACAGAUGACGAUGACUUAGAUGCUCUUUUUGCAACUAAUGUAGAGAUAGAUCAGUCAAAAGAGAAUCAUGUGCAUCCAAUGGAUGUUCAAAUGGCAGUAUUUCACUGCUCAGACAGCUUCCUUAAACAGAAAAUGAUCACAAAGUUGUCACAGUGUCAGUAUGCUUUACCACUGCUUGUUCCUGAUCUUCUCUCAACAAAUAUUGAGUGUCCUUUGUGGACAUUCAGACAAAUAACAAAAACUUGGAAAAUAAGCACAAACAAAGAAAAUGCAACCACUGUCACCAUGAAAAGCAUGCCAAUCUACAAAGCUGACACUCCCAUGGUUUCAUUUUUCCGACUGGGCUCCAUGUCUUUGUCCAAAUCUCAGCUGAUGAAUGCCUUGAUCAACGACCGCCACAACACAUUCUUCCACAGAAACUGUAAAGGCAGCACCAAAUCUCGUUACUUGAUGGAUGGCGUGGCAGAGAUUGCCUGGUACUGCCCUGCUGGAAAAGACAAUGAUUUCUUUACUGACUGCAUUGCCUUCUGUAAUCUUCAUGGGGAUUCUCUAGCAAUUGGAAAACAGCGUGAAAUCCUGACUGAAAUGUCAUCAGUCAUUGUUGUUCUUGUGCCAACUCUGGAAAAAUGCCAGGAAAGUACUGCAGUCAUUUCUAUGCUUUACAAGUCUUCAAAGCCUCUAAUCAUCCUCAAUGCAGACAAUGACAGUAGUGCAGUUCGGGUGAAACCUCAAAAAUACAAACUAGGGCUGAAAGAAAGAAGCCAGUCGGAUGUUUCUGAAGAACUAAAGAAGAUUAUAAAAAGCCUUUUGUCUGGACCCCACACAUCCUUCAGGCUGGAGACUAUGGCCAAAGUCUCUGGGGUCAAAGUGGAUGAAGAUCAGAAAGUCUGCCAGAAUGGGAAAUCUGCGGCAAUGGAAAUAAUUGAAUUGAUAGAAAGGAUGGACGUUUCCAAAAUCAAAGCUAAAUUUCUCCCCUGCCAAGGUCAACUUUGGUCCAACUGGUGCAAAAUCAAUAAAGAGUUGCAUCAUCUAAAGGGAGACAUGGAGAAAGAAAAGGGCCAGAAGAGUCAUCAGCUAAUGAAACUACGAGAGAAACAGUGUGAUGUAUCUAAUAGUAAACUGAUGAGGUUGUUCACUCAAAGCCUCCAGAGUUUGCCACCAAAAGAAAGAGAAUAUUUCUUGACAUGGACUCAGAUCCUUAUAGAUGCCCUCUCCACAGAUGAUCUCUCUUCAAUUCUCCAAAAUUAUGAUGAAACCUGGUCAGAGGUCUUGGUCUUGAAAAAUAAACAUGACAAAUCUGCUCAAUUAAAACACAAACAAACGGAGCUUGAACUGUUGUCACAAAAGCUUCAAUCUGCAACCUUCGGUCUGGAACACAUCUUCAGAGAGAUGGGACAGAUCUAUGAAGCCCAUAAAUCUUUGAAGAAACCAUUGCUGUACCAACAACAUGAUUGGACCAAAUACCCUGAGCUGGCUGCAGAUCUGAUGAUAUCAGGACACCCAAUGGAGUUGAUGGAUGGGGAUGCAGGCCAUGUGCCUUUAAUAUGGAUCUCUAAUCUUUUACAGGAAGUCAUCAAGAAACUUGGUGACCCGAGAGUUUUUGUGCUGUCGGUUCUGGGUGUACAAAGUAGCGGAAAGUCAACGAUGCUGAAUGCCAUGUUUGGCCUGCAGUUUGCAGUCAGUGCUGGAAGGUGCACCAAGGGUGCCUACAUGCAAUUGGUUAAGCUGUCACAGGAAAACAAGGAUAAAUACCAGUUUGACUACAUUCUAGUUGUAGACACUGAAGGACUGCGUGCUCUUGAGUUAGCAGGUAAUGCUACCCUUCAUCAUGACAAUGAACUUGCAACAUUUGUUGUUGGUCUGGGAAACAUGACACUGAUCAACAUCUUUGGUGAGAAUCUAGCUGACAUGCAAGAUGUCCUACAAAAUGUUGUGCAGGCUUUGAUGAGGAUGAAGAAAGUCAAACUUUCUCCAAGUUGUGUGUUUGUCCAUCAGAAUGUCACAGAUAUUACAGCAGCAGAGAAAAACAUGGAUGGAAAAAGACGUUUGCAGGAAAAACUGGACAAGAUGGCUCAACUUGCUGCCAAAGAGGAAGGAUGUGAUGUUGCGUGCUUCAGUGAUGUCAUCGCGUUUGAUGUGCAAAAAGAUGUGAAAUACUUUGCUCAGCUGUGGGAGGGAAGUCCACCAAUGGCUCCUCCAAAUCCAGGUUAUAGUGAGAGCAUCCAAGAACUCAAGUCCAUCAUCUUGUCUAAAGCCAAACAGUCUACUGGAAUCACUCUGUCACAUUUCAGCACCAAAAUUCAAGACCUGUGGAACGCUUUGAUGAAUGAACACUUUGUUUUUAGUUUCAAAAAUACACAGGAAAUUGCAGUUUAUAGAAAACUGGAGGUCCAAUAUGGGAACUGGACUUGGGCCCUGAGGAGUGAGAUGCUGAAUAUUGAAAACCAACUUUAUCCCAGAAUUGAAAAAGGACAACUGGACAAAGUUGAGCUGAGUUACCUUAAUACAGAAAUGGCUAAAACAUAUGAAGAAGGAACAAAAAAUAUGACAACUCACUUUGAAGAUGACAAAGACAAAGAAAUGUUGGUCCAAUGGCGGGGCCGAUUUGAGAACAAAAUCAAAGAGUUUCUUGAGGAACCUAUUACAAGUUUGAAGGUAAAACUGGAUGAAGUUAUCCAGCAAAAUAAUGCAAGAAAAAAUCUUGACCACAAGAAAACAGAGUUUGAAAACAAUCUGCUGCAGAAGAGCAAAGAGUUUGCUCACCAGUUAAAAUGCGUUGAUGAUGAAGAGGAACUAAAAGCACAGUUCAGCGACGUUUGGAGUCACUGGGUUAAGGAAUUAACCUCAGAUACAAAACCCAUCAAGAACAUAAACUUGGAGGAGGAUCAGAUUGCUGUCCUUCAAGAGCUUGGUGUUGAACGGGGACUCAUUGAUGAGUCAAAAAGAAGUAAGAGAUACAAAAAUCUGUCAGAACGUGGUGAUUAUUCUGAUUACAUAAGAAUGAAGAAGAGCAUUGGAGGUGUCUGUAAAUUAGUUAAAAUGACUUUUGUUCCACAUGAAGAACAGAAACUGAUCAGAUCAUUCAUUAAUGAGGUUGAACAAAAAUGUCUUACAGCUAUUAAGCGAAAACCUGUUGCAACAAGAGGCUUUACAUCAACUUACUUGAAGGAAGUGGUUCAAAUUAUAAAAUCUGAAAUAGAAGCAAUGGAAUCUCAGAGAAACUAUGUAUUCAAGAAGGAGUUUACAGUUGACCUUUCACUGUAUGUGUUUGAUAGGGCAGAAGGUUGGCUCUUAAACGCUCACAAGAUCUACAGAGACAACAAUGAUGCACUGACUUAUUUGGACAACAAGAAAAAUGAAUAUUACAACAUUUUCAGAAGCUUCUGCAAAGGAAGUUCAUCUACUGUGGUGUUUGGAGAAAUUAUGUGUGAAAAACUCAAAGUCUCUGCCGCUGAAGCCGUCUGUAACAAGACUGGAGUUGAUAUUGUUGGAGAGAUGAUGUGUAGUUUCCCAGCAUUCAAUGGGAAUAGACUGAAUUUAGAGAAGCAUGUGUUGGCAUCUCUGGCAGAGAAAGAAGACUUUAGCAGAUUCACCACCUACAUCAGAAAUCCAAGAGCUCAAGUAGAGGCUUUCAUCAAAGAAGAAGUAAAGGAAUACAUGUUCACAACGCAGAAAGUUAAAGCCCAGACUAUCCUUAAAAAAAAUGUAGAAGACAUCACAAGAGUCAUCAGUCAGGCUUUGUUUGAGGCAACAGAGAAAUUCAAACACAAGAAAGGAAACAUAGAAAUGUGGGUGGAGGAAUUUUCUAGUAAACUGAAGCCAAAGUUGACUCUUGACACCAUUAGUUGUCAAAACUUCAGUGACAUAAACAAUUUUGAAUUUCUCAAAGAAGAGAUAGAGAAAGGCCUGAAAAGCAUCACAACAGAGAUGAGCAAACUCUCCCUGGAAAAGGUGAAUGACUGCAGGCAGAAGCCUGAUCAGAUCCUGAUUGAUCAGCUGUGCAACUGCUGCUGGGAAAGGUGUCCAUUCUGUGCCGCUGUUUGCACAAACACUUUGAAGGACCACAGUCCUGAGAAGCACAGCGUUCCUUUUCAUCGACCCUCUGGAGUCAAAGGUUGGCAUGUAAGAGGAACAGUUGAGCUGGUCAUUGAUUUCUGUACCACGUUAGUUGCAAGUGACAAAAGCUUUUACCCUAAUAGUUCAGAUUGGACAGUUCCCUAUAAACAGUACCCAACUGCAGGAGAACCAUUUGCUUCUUGGAGCAUUACAGCUGAUGCCUCCAUGCUGCCCUUCUGGAAAUGGUUCAUCUGCCACUUUCAAAAUGAAUUAGAAGACUACUAUGGUUUGAAAUUUCAGGGUCAAGGAAAAAUUCCUCAGCAAUGGAAAAACUUCAGUAAGGAGGAUGCUAUUGAAAGUUUGAAUGAAAUGAGUAGUUUGUGAAGAAACUGCAGGUGUUCAUAGAAACUAAUCAAAGUUGUGGGUUUGAUCAGUAAUUGUGAUGUUCAAGGUUCUUCAAAAUGAAUAAAUGAUCAUUUAUUACCUUUGGUUUGUACAUCCUGAAUGAGUUAUAUUUGAAGGAUAGCUGAAAUGGCUUCAAACAAACAGUUGUAUGUUUUACUUUAUAUUAUUUUUCACUCUUUUUGGGAUUUCUUAUUUUUUGUUAUUCUGAUUAUUUUUUAAUCACCAAAAAGGUCUUAUUUAGGAAAUAACCAUUGAAAUAUCAAAUAUGACUCUUGAUUUGGGUUACAGUAUGUAAACAUCUUGCCUUUUGUAUCCAGAGGAAAUCAGUUUAUUAUGGUAUAUUUUCUCAUGUUUUAAAAUGUUAUACAUGUAUGGUAAAAUUAAAAUCUUAAUCCAUAUAUUUUUAAUCCCCAUUACAAUCAUAUUGAUCCAGUAGAUAAAUACCUUAAAAUAAACCACAUGUGAAUUUCAUGAACUAGAUUUUUUUUGUAAAUGAUCAACAAUUUAGAUUGUUGAUCAUUUCUUCAUUUCUAUUUCAUUUCUAAAACUCUAUUUUUUCAUUUAUGUUCAAACUUUGCUGUGUUAAACUAAUUUGUUAAGCAACUGAAUAUUUUUCAUCCAUAUUUCCUUUUAGUUUUUUUUAUUUCUUUAUUAAUUCUAUGGUUUAUUCCCUGUAAAUUGUUUUUUUCUAAAUAAACUCAAAGUUUUGUAAUAGAAAAUGAUAAUGUAAAACAUGUAACCACCCUUGAAGUAAAUGAAAUAAGUAUACUUCUUUGACAUAUCACAUCAUUUAUAAUAAAUAUUAUUAGAUUUAACAGGACAGAUAACACAAAUGAUGCAGAAAACUGUUUCACCAGUAAAAGUUAUGUUUGAUUUUAACUUGUAUUAAAUUCACUAAAAUGCUCCUGAUUUCUUUUCUUCACCUCUUCAAAAUAAAAAAAGGAAAUAAAUAAAGGUGUGAAAACAAAU